GCCCGCUGGAAGCGCGCGGUCCACCUGCAUCCCAGCCGCAGCAUCCGCCCUGGACGUGCUGUAUUUGUUUACAUCGCGAAAAAACGCACAAAUUGGGACGUGCGUUGCUGCCCCGACGUGCCAGUGAUGAGGAUCUAGCUCACAGAGAUGGCGGGCCACGCUGCGCGUCGCAUGGCGACGCUCAAGCGGAGGUUAAAGCUCUGCGGGCGCCUCACGCUCCUCCUGGUCGUCUUCUCCGUCGCCCGGCCCCCCAACGUGGACGGGCUGAAGCAGAUUGAAGCGAAUCCCGACGCCAAACGGCUCUACGACGAUCUCCUCAGUCACUACAACAGACUCAUCCGACCAGUGAUUAACAACACGGAAACGCUUACUGUCCACCUGGGCCUUCGACUGACGCAGCUCAUUGAAGUGAACAUGAAGAAUCAAGUCAUGACUACCAACUUAUGGGUGGAGCAGAAAUGGGUCGACUACAAGUUGCGGUGGAGCCCCGAGCACUACGGCGGCGUGGAGGAGCUGUACGUUCCGUCCGAACACAUCUGGCUGCCCGACAUCGUGCUGUACAACAACGCUGACGGCAACUACGAGGUCACCCUGAUGACCAGGGCCACCGUCAAGUACACUGGCGAGGUUUACUGGAAGCCACCCGCCAUUUACAAGUCGUCCUGCAAGAUCAACGUGCUGUACUUCCCCUUCGACGAGCAGAGCUGUGACAUGAAGUUUGGGUCGUGGACGUACAACGGAUUCCAGGUGGACCUGAAGCACAUCGACCAGGACACGGGCAGCAACCUGGUGCACCACGGCAUCAACCUCAAGGAGUUCUACCUGUCGGUGGAGUGGGACAUCCUGGACGCCCCAGCCAGACGCAACGAGGAGUACGAACCGUCGACGUGCUGCGCCAACAACGACACCACGUGCUGCGUGCCUUUCUCGGACAUUACAUUCAACCUGACGAUGCGCCGCAAGACGCUGUUCUACACCAUCAACCUGAUAGUCCCCUGCGUCGGCAUCACCUUCCUCACCGUCCUCGUCUUCUACCUGCCAUCCGCCUCCGGUGAAAAGGUGUCACUCUGCAUCUCCAUCCUGCUGUCACUCACCGUGUUCUUCUUGCUGCUGGCGGAGAUCAUCCCGCCCACCUCUCUGGCCGUGCCGCUCCUCGGCAAGUACCUGCUCUUCACCAUGAUCCUCGUCACGCUGUCCAUCUUCGUCACCGUCUGCGUGCUCAACGUGCACUUCCGGUCGCCGUCGACGCACCGCAUGUCGCCGUGGGUGCAGCGCGUCUUCCUGGACAUCAUGCCCCGCUUCCUGCUGAUGCGCCGGCCGCCCUACUCGUCCAGGGAGCCCUUCAUCGAGGACCAGUACCCGGACAACGGCUACACCAACGAGAUGGACUGCUUCCGGGACAGCGUGAGCGACCCUUUCUCGCCCGACUUCAAAUCCUCCGGCUUCGAGUCGGGUACUGGCUUACUGCAGCAGCAGCAGCACUCCGCUGGCUACAGCCCCGUCCUGGACAGAGGCUGUGGCGCCGGCGUGGGCGACGCCUGGGAUCACCACCCCGACCUCAGCCCCUUCACAGUGACCGACUCGGACAACAUCAUCCCCCGCACCAUGUCGCCGGACGUCCUGUCCGCGCUGCAAGGGGUCUGCUUCAUCGCGCAGCACAUCAAGGACGCCGACAAGGAUAACGAGGUGGUUGAGGACUGGAAGUACAUCUCCAUGGUGCUGGACCGUCUGUUCCUCAUCAUCUUCACCAUGGCCUGCGUCGGCGGCACGGCCGGCAUCAUCUUCCAGGCGCCGUCCCUCUACGACACGCGCAUCCCCAUCGACCAGAUCCAGUCCAGCAUCCCGCUGAGGAAGCACUACUUCCAGGUGCCGGAGGACGCCCCCAGGCCGCCCACCAUCAUGUCGGAGUAGGCGGCUAUGUCGAGGUGGCCAACACCAUUUCAAGGUGACCACCACCGUCAAGGUGGCCAACACCAUUUCAAGGUGGCCACCACCAUGUCAAGGUAGCCACCAUGUGUGCACUGAGUUCGUUCGGGUCUGCUGUCGAAGUGCCCAGCAUUACUGCGGCAAAGACGAGCAGACAAAAAGACUGACUGGAUGGUCAGGCCGACUGACCGUGGAUUGAAAACUGGGAUGACAACGUCCUGGAGAUUCAUGUUCGAUGUUCGUUGAAAAGAAAAACAUGUUCCUGUGCAUGCUGGGACUUACUAGGUGAACCGUUGAGGGGGAAUGGGUGAGAGCUUGAAAGAACAAGGCGUUCGGCGGCGAAGUCGCAUGGUUACUACUUGCGACGACGCUGUAGAGACACAAGAGAGAGACGCAGAGGAAAUAAGAGGAAGUUGGUGAUGGCUGGCCCAUCAUCUCGUUAGGGUGCAUGUGACACGCGCUCCGAGGCGGAAUCCGCAGAUAACACACCGUGGUGGGCAAGUGGGUUCAGCAGCGCCGCCCCACAGUGGGCCACACGCUAAGACUUUUUUCGAAAAGUUCUUUCGUAUUCACGACGGAAAUCGCCCCCUUCGACGGAAAACUGCAACGCCACGUCGAAGUUCGAAAGCAAUUCCGUCGAAGCUUCGUCGUAGAUCGAAGCAUAGCUCCCCACCAGUGCAGACACGUCGAGCUUCGACGAGCGUCGACCUUCGACGAGCGUCGACCUUCGAAAGUGGCGGACUUUCGCAGGACAGCGCCUGGAGUGAAUUUUUAAACUUAACCAAACACACAUUACUUUAUAGAUUUGGAUUCGUCUCAAGAAGACAAACAAAAAGUGUCAACACAUGUUAUGGGUUAAAAUGAAAAAUGAAAGAGUUAUUAAACUUCAAAUGUCUUUUUGACCAUUUUAGCACUCUAAAAAUCCAAUAACUCUUUUAUUUUCAACUUUAACCCAUAACAUGUAUUGGCAUUUUUUGUUUGUUUUCUUGAGACAAAUCUAAAUCUGUAAGGUGAUGCCUAUUUGAUUGAGUUUGAAAAUUGACUGAACUCAGCGAAGUUACAACGAAGCCUACAAAGCUGAAAAUUGAAUCCUCAUCUUGUCAGAAUAUCUACCGUAGAAACAAAUUAUUUCACUUAAUUCCUAGUAGGUAAGGAGAAAAUGCAAGUGGAGAAAGGAUACAAUUCAACUUGACACCUUUUACAGUCUCAAUUUAGCGCAAAAUAGAAUCAACUCAACCAAAGCCAACAUGACUGCGUUGAAUAUAUUGUCGAUAGGAGAUAACUCAACUUGUGUUUUUAUGAACCUAUUGUGAAAAGAAUCAAGUCAACUUAAGCCCCCUUCAUUUUAACAACUUAAAUGGAAAAAAGAUCCAAGUCUAAAAAUUACAUCCGAGUAACAAACACUUUAUGCUGAGUUCCAGUUGACGGGUCUAUUCCACUUCAUUUAAAAAAUAUAGGUUGAGAUGACUAUGUUUUCCAUUUUAGCGGAAAGUGAUAAGUCACAAAAAUCCUCUGCGGAGUGACCUGACAGCAGAUUAGUCCAAUCGUGACCAUUUUAAUGUAAUUUGGGUAUCGUACAGUAUAAGCAUAUGAGAUAUUUUCCUAGGAGAACCACCUUUUUUCUUUGGAUUUCACUUCAUGUUGUAGCACUUUGUUUGAUUGACUACUUUUACGCCAACAAACUUCUUUCAAGAUCUGAGGCAAAUGAAAAACCGCAUUAUUCAUCAAAAUGCAAAAGUUUUUAUUUAUCGAGCUCAUUUUUGUUUUCACAACACUAUCACUUCGGACUUUUCAAAGCUUUCCCAAGAGCUAAUCUUACUUAUUUAGAAACGCAAUUGCAGCCUUUGGAAACCGUAAGCCUUCCUCCCUUUUUUGCAUGAAAAAGAUUCAAUACCUAGAAUAGGUACAUCUUGGCCAAAUGCUCAGAAGCUUGAAAAUCCGAAAGUUGUCCGAAUUGACAUCACUUUACAAAAAUAGGUAGGCGUUGACAAGACAAAUAUAAAAUGUUUACUCAUGUCAUAGAUUUGGAUGAGAAAUGGAAUUUUUUAAGUGACAAAUGGUUCUUUUUGGCCAUUUUAGUACUUUAAAAUUCAAAAACUUUUUCAUUGUGCAUCCAAACCUAUGAAAUGUGUUGACCUUUUUAGUUUGUCUUGUUGAAACAAAUCCGUUUCUGUAAUGCAAAGUCAAUUUUAACAGUUUUGAAAAUACACUGAUCCUUCGUCGCCGCUGGCUGGCUCGUUCGUCACGCCAGCGCCUAUAGUUCCAAAAUGUGACGCAAGGAGCGCCACUGCUCGUCGAUCAACGACGUGCUACACGUCGUAGAUCGACGGAUAUGUUGACAUGUCGUAUCUUCGACGGAAUUCCGUCGUGGUUUUGAAAAAAGUCUUAGCGUGCAGACGCGUGGUAGAGCCCAGCUCAGUCCUCCUGGGCGCACUCUGACCAGAACCCCUGCACUGAGAACAUGGUGCAAUCAUGAUUCCACAUAUUGUUAAAAACCCUUAAAGAU
Messenger RNA from Thrips palmi, 4432 nucleotides. RefSeq names its product acetylcholine receptor subunit beta-like 2 (gene nAChRbeta2). Bases 148 to 1911 code for a protein of 587 amino acids. The transcript has 13 exons. Gene Ontology annotation, biological process: chemical synaptic transmission; nervous system process; regulation of membrane potential. NCBI's taxonomy places the organism in Eukaryota, Metazoa, Arthropoda, Insecta, Thysanoptera, Thripidae. Gene Ontology annotation, cellular component: neuron projection; synapse; postsynaptic membrane. Gene Ontology annotation, molecular function: transmembrane signaling receptor activity; acetylcholine-gated monoatomic cation-selective channel activity. The record is from RefSeq and is a predicted model, not a curated record.